ACACAGUGAACUGGGGGAGAGCUGGGACGCAGGCUGCGGCUCUAAAACCCUCAAAAUCAACACAGUGAGCAGGGGGAGAGCUGGGACGCCGCCUGCGGCUCUAAAACUCACACUUGCGCACUUCGGCGCACCUUCAGUCCCGGAAAUGGUGCACCGGAGUCUGCCAUGUCAGCCUUUCUGUUGGCGAGACUCAAAAGAACUUAUCAGCUCCAAAGGAAACAUGGCUCUCAGCCCUGCGCCUCCGCCGAACUUCUCCUGGGUAGACCCUCAGAAAGUAGCUGGACUGGCUUUACCCUCGAGUCCGGAGCACUACCGGUCUCUGCUGCGUCACGGCGUCCAGCAUCUAGUGUGUUUGUGCGAGUCUAAACCCCCGCAUUACGACUCCUGUCCAGGACUGACCCUGCAUCACAUCGCCGUAGUGGACUUCACGCCUCCUAGUUUGGCACAGAUCCAGUUAUUUCUGUCCAUCGUUGAAAACGCCAAUUCCAAAGGAGAGGGUGUCGCAGUGCACUGUAUGCAUGGACAUGGUAGGACAGGGACCAUGCUGGCCUGUUACCUGGUCAAGGUGAAGAACAUCUCAGGAGUGGAGGCAAUAAAAGAGAUCCGGAAAAUUCGCCCAGGGUCCAUAGAGACAAAGGACCAAGAGCAAGCAGUGAUAAAAUUCCAACACUACCUCUGUGAUAAGGUCACUAAAGGUUAGGAUACAAGUGACAAGCUGUAGACAAUUUCUUUGGUAAGAUUUACAGUGUAAUGCAGUAACAAAGCCAUCAUAUUUAGCUAGAAUAGUAUUUUCUAACCCCAGUACUGAUGGCCCCUCUGUCCUGGGCGUAAGGCCAUCAUGGGUGUGUUACAGGAAGACCUGAAAACUGUGCAGAGCUGAAGUUGGGAAACACUGUUUUAAUGCAUGCUGAUACUAAACAAACAAUUCUGCAACACAGGUUUUCAGAGGCACACACCCAUGUAAUGUUUGGUCCACACCUGUAAACGAGGGAAGCUGUGGCUCUGUCCAAACAUCCUAUUAUUCCUGUUCAAACGGGCACUGGACACAAGUCACUACAAGCUUUAUGUACAUAUUUCUUUGAAGCACCAUGUAGGUGUGGUUUCUCUUUGUGCUGUGUGUUUUUGCAUUCCGUCUAUUCAGGUCAUGCCAUCUUUUAUGUAGGUACAUACAUUAAUACAUUAUUUCAUUUACAUCAGUGAAAUGUUUUCUUGUUUCUGUUUUUUCUCUGAAAAUAUCAUGAUUAGCAAUUCAUUUGGGUGCAAUAUUCUGUAUUAAGGCUGAGCUUUCAUCAGACACCACAUCUGACAAAAUCUUUUCUCCAGCUGCAGAUUAAAGGGUAAUUUUCAGCAUUUAAAUACAUUUCUGAUUAAUGGAAAUUAUUAAAUGUCAACAAGUGGUCCGAUGUGAACAUGGUUCUGGAGAAUCCUAAGCCAGAAUUGUUCAGUGUUGGUGAUAGGAACCAGACGUCUGAAUCAUUUAAUGCCCCUAAAAGCUCCCUCACAAAGUUUUUACAGGAAAUGGUUAUGAUGUCUGAGACAUUGUUUCAUAGUUUUGAGAAGGUUUUAGCCUAAAAUGUACUUUCUAAAAUCCAUUCAUGGUAGUGAGGUACAUGCAAGGAGUUCUAAAGCAAAAUAGUCUGCAAAAUAAACUUUUUCUUUCA
Molecule: messenger RNA, 1661 nt
Organism: Pygocentrus nattereri (red-bellied piranha)
Lineage: Eukaryota; Metazoa; Chordata; Actinopteri; Characiformes; Serrasalmidae
Gene: dusp23a
Product: dual specificity phosphatase 23a
Exons: 2
Coding region: 146-700 (184 amino acids)
Biological process (GO): protein dephosphorylation; cilium assembly
Molecular function (GO): protein tyrosine/serine/threonine phosphatase activity
Source: RefSeq, a predicted model, not a curated record